GAAAGGAUUACAAAUUCUUUUGUUUUCAUCGAGGGCUCACCAAAAACUGAUCGCACCGUACCGCGGCGUAAUUAUUCGUUUUAUUUUGGUUUCCCCCCGUUUCGAGCGUACAACGCGUCGACGUUCGUCGUUCCCUGUUCGUCGCUAGAUUGUUGUUUGCCUUUCCUUUGCUUAUCAGUUGGGUUAGGUUGCGAAAGACACCCAGCGGAUUGUUGUAUUUUGGUGUGCUUCGUAUAGUGUGCGGUUGUUUUUUUUUCUCUUCUCCCUCGUCCCAACACUUAUUACUCACGACCCACUGCCAUCGGGCGUUCCGGGUGUUCUAACGUGAUUAGGAACAGCGAUUCUUUUUUGCUUUCCAAGCUUCGAAAUCUUCCUCUCCGUAUGAGAAGUAUGCGAGUGUGCGUCUAAUCACUGGCAGCAGGAGCAGCAGCAGCAGCGCGUCGGUUUGGCAUCGGUUCCGUAGGAGUAGUAUGGUCAGUCUGUUACGGAACUUUACAUCAAACUCGGGUGGACGUUUCUUUGAUGAAUCAUCGAGAAUGGACGACAGCAGAACGAUGCUCGAUCCCAUCCUAGCGACGGAGGAUGACGACAGCUUUCGACCGCUCCGCACGGUUCCAGCAUUCAGCAUUCAUCUGCUGAUAUCGAGCUGUAUUUCCUUGACCGGAAUCAUUCUAGCGGCUACAUGGGAGGAUAGCCGACGAUGUGAGGCUUACUUUAUAAUGCUUUAUUUACGAGCAGCGUUUUGGAUUGUUACCUACCUGUUCGAUCACAUCGUGCGGGCUCAUCACGAAAAGUUAAGGCUGAACGGCUAUCACGAUUUCCACCGUGCGACCGACCAGCACAAAGCCGUACCGCUACAGAUAGUGUCGCUGUGGAACACGUUCCUGCUUGCGAUUCAAACGUUGAUUCAGCACUACUACGGUGACGCAUUCGGCGAAAAGUGCAUCGCGAUCGGUUUGCUGUCCCCGAUUAUUUACAUCACCGCCUUUUCCGGACUGGAAACGGUUGUGCUGUGCAUCGUCAAUGGAAGCUACAUUGCUGCUGUACGGCGAUUUAAUCGUACCGCUUCACCGCCGGACGCUUUGCAGGACAACCGUGGCUUCAGUGGUGGCUCGUUGGGACUUACCCAGCGUGGCCUGAGCACGGCCGAGCUGCUGGAGAAGCAGGCGGAUCUGAUCAAGUACUUGAAGGAUCACAACUUGAAGCUGAAUCAAAAGAUAAUGCAAAUGAACGCCCAGGUGCGAACGGUCACGUAUCCUGGAUGAGGUGGAUGGGGAGCGUGUUUUUUUUCGUAUGGUAGCGGAUUAAGAACAGGGUAAUAGAAAAAAAGUUUUCGUUUUCUACAUCACCAACCUUGGAGUUGGUGGGUUGUGAAAUGCACAUUGGACUGAAGCACUUUACGCAACUAUCCCUACUUUUCUCCUAUGAAAAGGUUCUCCAUCGAUUAGUAUCGGAUCAUAGGAAGUAUAUUGUAGUUUCUUAUUUCCAAAGUAUGUUUGUCUUACGUUCUCCAAAGCAUGUUUUGUGUGUCAGGUCAGUUUAGUAGUGCCCACUAUUAGUUCUAUGUAAUUCAUAUGUUCCAAAAUUGGUAUUUAAGAAAGAAUUCCUCUUGGAAUCUGAGUGAUAAAAAGAAACAGUCGUUAAAUAAAUACUUACGAACUAUUGCGAAUGGAA
This is a messenger RNA of Anopheles merus, 1674 nucleotides long. RefSeq names its product transmembrane protein 192-like. The record is from RefSeq and is a predicted model, not a curated record. The coding region runs from base 471 to 1265 and encodes 264 amino acids. The transcript has 5 exons. Lineage: Eukaryota; Metazoa; Arthropoda; Insecta; Diptera; Culicidae. Gene Ontology annotation, cellular component: late endosome; lysosomal membrane.